AGCCGGGGUGUGCGCCGGCCCCAGGCACGGCCCGCCGCUUCCCUCCCGACUUCUGCGGCGCGCCAAGGACUCCUCAGUGGGUUGUACAGACUUAUCGGAUGAAGAGUGCCUGAGAGACUGACAGUCUGCAUUCCCUAAGAUGGAGAAGACAGAUGCCAAAGACCAGUCCUCUCAGGGGGAUGAAGAGAAAGGCCCUCCAAAGAGCCACCCCUACUCUGUGGAGACCCCGUAUGGCUUUCAUCUGGACCUGGACUUCCUCAAGUACGUGGAUGACAUUGAGAAGGGAAACACCAUCAGAAGGAUUCCUAUCCACAGAAGGGCCAAGCAGGCCAAGUUCAGCACUUUGCCUCGAAACUUCAGCCUUCCUGACAGCAGGGCUCGCCCCCAUGCUGCUCUUCCCCACCAAAACUGGUCCCCAGUGGUGCUGAAGAAGGUGUCGCUGGGGACAGAGGAGCGAGCCCAGUCGCUGCCCCCUGGUGAACACCCACAAGCCUCUGCCAGUGGGAGUGAGGUGAGCUACCACAGGAAGGCCCUACUGGCGGAGACAGCCAGACAUUUGGAGGCUGUUGCGCCCGGGGAGGCAGAACCAGCCCCCGGGAGUGGACGGCCCCAGCUCUUGAGAGCGUCCAGCAUGCCAGCCACACUGCAACAAAACAGGGCCUCAGAGGACUCAAGCCUAAACUCAGGUCCCCCCACACCUCCAGCCCUCCCUCCACUUCAGGGUGAAGGCAGUGUCUGUGAAGGCACCUUUGGCCCUGCAGAUGGAUUUGCAGGUUUUCAGAACUCCACCCCACGAGCAACAACCCAACCCAAAGUCAGAGAGUUUGGGGACGUGGUGCCAGGGAUUCCAGAGCUGGUCCAGGAGGGCACCGAGCCUCCCGAGGACGAAGAUGAAGAGGAGGAUCCAAAUCCCCUCUCUCUCCCAAGUCCUCCCUUCUUAUCUGAGGAUGCACUUGUCGUUCUGGAGGAUGAAGAAGACGAACACAAAACCAGAGAAGCAGAGGUGGUGGUCACCCCUGGCUCCCCAACACCCAGCCCCCCACAGCUGCCAUCACCCAUUCCUGAGAAUGAGUUCCCCCUAGAAGAAAUCGAGCUCAACAUCAGCGAGAUCCCACCCCCACCACCUGUGGAGAUAGAUGUGAGGAGCAUUGGCAUCCGGGUCACGGAGGAAAGCCUGGGCCUCCCCGCAGUGGAUCCUGGAAGCAUCUCCAGCCUGAAGCAACGACUCUCUGCCCUCGAGGGUGAGCUGUCUGGAAGAACCGAGGAACUGGCCCAGGUCAGAGCUGCCCUCCAGCAGCAGGAGGAGGAAAUCAAGGCCAGAGGGCAGAGGAUUCAAGAGCUAGAGCACACUAUAGCUCGACUGGCAGAAAAGCUUAGCCACGAGAACACCAGAGCACAGAACACCAGAGACACUCGGGGCCACACUGACGCCAUGGUCAACACUGACCCCCUCCAUGGACUCUUGCCCAGGGAGUCCUGUGACAAGAGCACUGAGGUCAACCUUCUGGGCAGCACAGGAUCUGAAAGCUGGAGGGCCAGAGGAGAGGAGAAUGGCCUCUUAGUGGGGCAGGCCAGCCACAAACGGGGGGAUCAGAGCCCAGCAGAAUUCAUGCCACCACCACAGCUGUCACUGCCACAAGGACCCGAGGUGGUCCUCGCCCCCUCUUUACCUAGCUGCCUCUCCACUGAGCUGAGGAUCGAAGAAGCAGGCUCUGAGCAGGAGGGAAGCCCUCAGGUGGGAGCCGAGGGUCUGGGCAGGGGAACAGGGCGCUCUUCAUGGAGCAGCGACAGAAAGACGCCCCCAGCAGGGCGAGAGGAGACCAGUUCAGAGCUGCCGGGGAAGGAGCGCCCGGGGAGGCCACCAAGCUCUCCCACAGAUGCCACUAUCGGCCAAUACGUUAAGAAGAUCCAGGAACUCCUGCAGGAGCAGUGGAGCUGCCUGGAGCACGGGUACCCGGAGCUGGCCAGCGCCAUCAAGCAGCCCGCCUCCAAGCUUAGCAGCAUUCAGAGCCAGCUGCUGAGCUCCCUUAACCUGCUGCUAUCUGCCUACUCGGCCCGCACUCCACCCCAGAGGGAGCCCCCGGCCCCCUCUGCCUCCCCGCCGAUGGAGAUCUCCCCGUCGACCAGCCUUAAAUCCAUAAUGAAAAAGAAAGACUAUGGCUUCCGUGCAGGAGGUAAUGGGACCAAAAAGAACCUUCAGUUUGUUGGGGUUAACGGUGGCUACGAGACCACCUCAAGUGAGGAGACCAGCGGUGAGGACACCUCCCCGGAAGAAGUGUCAGACAGCGAGGCCGAGAAGAAAUGUGAUGGCCCAGAACACAGGCGUGGUAAGGAGGCCCACCCUGCCUACAAGGCUGGGCUGAGCAUCCCUGAGGGCACCAGCACCACAGGCCAGGAAAGUGGGCCUGGGGAAGAAGUCCCCCAUCCCAAGGCUGAGAGAUAUAAACCCUCAGAAGAAUUCCUCAACGCAUGCCGGGCAUUGAGCCAAUAUCUGCCAGAAACUGGGGCCACCACCAACCAACUCUUGAGGCAGCGCUUGAACACCCUCCGUCAAGAGUGGUUCCGCGUCUCCAGCCGGAAGUCGUCAAGCCCUGCUGUGGUGGCUGCCUACCUCCGAGGGGUCCAGCCCCACUCCCCACACUUCCUGCAGCUGCUGGUGAACUUGGCUGAUGGCAAUGGGAACACGGCCCUUCACUACAGCGUGUCCCACUCCAACUUCUCUGUGGUGAAGCUGCUGCUGGAGACAGGUGUCUGCAAUGUGGACCAUCCGAACCGAGCUGGCUAUACUGCCGUGAUGAUCACUCCCUUGGCUUCUGCAGAGACCGACGAAGACAUGGCUGUCGUCUGGAAACUCUUAAGAGAAGGAAACGUGAACAUCCAAGCUACUCAGGGGGGCCAGACUGCGCUGAUGCUGGGAGUCAGCCACGACCGGGAAGACAUGGUCCAGGCGCUGCUGAGCUGCCAGGCAGAUGUGAACCUGCAGGACCACGAGGGAUCCUCGGCCCUCAUGCUGGCCUGUCACCAUGGCAAUGCCGACAUGGUGCGCCUGCUCCUGGCACACCCCGCCUGCGACAGCACCCUGACCGACAAGGCUGGCCGAACAGCUCUGUCCAUCGUUCUGAAAUCACCCGCCCAUGUGGAAAUUGCAGGGCUUCUGCGGGCCCACGCAGAGCAGGGCAGGUCCCUGGGGCCCUAGGGGCUAAGGAAGAACUGGCAGCUGGAAACAAAAGGCUCCUUCUCUGGACUCCUUAGCCCGUGGAGAGGGCAUGGGUCACAGCCAGAGGGCCACCAUUCAAGAGAAGAAACUAUGUCAAAUAUGCACAUACAUUCCUGUUACAUAAUUCUGCUCAUUAGAACGCUUUGUAGUUUUUGCCUUAGGUCAAGCCCCAAAACUACGCAGGCUGCAGAGCAGGGUAUAAGGUACAGGGUGCAUCCGUGUUGUCUAAAAAAAUCCCAAAUAUCUUCAGCCUUGAAUUCCUCAUGACUCUAUUCUUUGUAGCACUGUGUAGAAAGCACAUAGGCAGGAGCACAUUAGCCAAGCAAUACUUUUUACAUGGAAUUUUAAAGUGCACCACCUUUUUGUUUUGUAAUCAGGUAUAUGAAUAUGUCCCAUUGAAUAUGCAUGU
Callorhinus ursinus (northern fur seal) is the source of this 3626-nucleotide messenger RNA. It is a transcript of the gene KANK4, whose product is annotated as KN motif and ankyrin repeat domains 4. Lineage: Eukaryota; Metazoa; Chordata; Mammalia; Carnivora; Otariidae. Gene Ontology annotation, cellular component: cytoskeleton; cytoplasm. Gene Ontology annotation, biological process: negative regulation of actin filament polymerization. Gene Ontology annotation, molecular function: protein binding. The record is from RefSeq and is a predicted model, not a curated record.